Molecule: messenger RNA, 1698 nt
Organism: Trichosporon asahii var. asahii CBS 2479
Lineage: Eukaryota; Fungi; Basidiomycota; Tremellomycetes; Trichosporonales; Trichosporonaceae
Product: surface antigen BspA-like protein
Exons: 1
Coding region: 1-1698 (565 amino acids)
Source: RefSeq, a predicted model, not a curated record
AUGAAGUUCCUCGCCGCCGCUUCUAUCCUGGCUGCCGCCGCCUCGGCACUCCCCACCCUCGUUGAGAUCGACCCCCGUGGUCAGACUCAGUGUGAGAAGGGCAAGCCCCGCACUGUUUCGAUCGUCAUCGACUCCUCGGGCUCGAACAAGGACAACGACCCUAAGGACCGCCGUCUUGACGCCGCCUCCGCCAUCAACCACUACCUCGACGGCGGCGACCGCGUUGCGGUCACCAAGUUCGGCCCCCGCGCCGAGACCAUCUACAAGCUCGGCGCCCCUGGCGCUGGUGUUGACAGCGCCAUCCGCCGCAUCUACGCCAACGGUGGCACCAAUGUCUACCAGGGUCUCGAGGCUGGUUUCGAUCAGCUCUGGAACGCCCACGACAACUCGGCCCUUGUCAUCUUCACUGACGGCCUUGACGACCCCGCCAGGCCCCAGGACAAGUCCAAGAAGCUCGCUGCCCUCGCCCAGGCUAAGCAGCAGGGUAUCCGUGUCUCGUGGGGCCACCUCAGCUACCCCACCACCAAGACCAAGCAGAAGGGUGGCCUGAUCGGUGCCAUCUGGGACAUCAUCACCACCGGCCACAACAACGGCAAGACCACCGAGAUCAUCCCCGGCCCCAUCAUCGACGCCGACAUCUCGGCCGCUGCCCUCGCCACCGGUGGUUCCGUCGCUACUCUCUCUGACGCCGAGGCUUUCAACAAGUUCGUCGAGACCAUCAUCAAGAACGGUCUGACCAACAACGACGCCGCGUGCACUGGCGGCAACGACAUUGACGAGUCCGGUGGCCCCAUCAACAACAACAUCACCUCGUACGGUCUCUGCUCCAACAACGCCGCUGCCACCUUCACCUACAAGGCCGAGAAGAAGGAGAAGCUCGCCGUCACCGUUGAGCUCGUCUCCACCAAGAACAAGGUCCAGCUCGCUGCCACUCUCGAGAACAAGGCUACCGGCGUCAAGUCGUCCGUCACCGUCAACGGCGGCAACCCCUCGCAGAUCCUCACUGGCGCCGCUGAGCCCGGACAGGACAUUGUCGUUCAGAUCAACCCCUCCGGUGCCUCUGACGACCAGUGCCAGUACACUGUCAAGCUUAACGUCAUCCCCGAGGACAUUGCUUCGUCGCUCUCCCUCUCGCCUUCGCCUUCCGCUACCCCCUCGUCGUCGGUGACCCCCUCGUCGUCGGCUACCCCUUCGUCGUCUGCUACUCCCUCGUCGUCGGCUACGCCCUCGUCGUCUGCUACUCCCUCGUCGUCGGCCACCCCUUCGUCUUCGGCCACCCCUUCGUCUUCGGCCACUCCCUCGUCCUCCGCCACCCCUUCGUCUUCGGCUACUCCCUCGUCGUCGGCCACCCCCUCUUCCUCGGCCACCCCUUCUUCGUCGGCUUCCCCUUCGUCGUCUGCCACGCCCUCUUCUUCGGCCACUCCCUCGUCGUCGGCUACGCCCUCUUCGUCGGCUACUCCCUCUUCGUCGGCCACUCCUUCCUCGUCGGCCACUCCUUCGACUUCGGCCACUCCCUCGUCGUCGGCCGGCCCCGAGCCCACCACCUCGUGCCCCGCUCCCCCCGAGGCCUCCACCGCCACCGUCACCUCCACUGUGAUCCAGACCGUCACCGCGCCCGCUCCCUCGGCCACCGCCUCGGUCUGUAUCUGCAAGUGUGACGCCCCCGGCGCCAAGCCCAUGCCCAAGUUCGAGCUCUAA